CUCACAAUGAGAAAUCUCCUCCAUCCCAUAAUCGAUUCUCGUCGAUUACUAAAAUCUUUCUAGGGUUUCCCCUUCUCUCUCUCUAUUUAUUUUCAAAUUCUAUUUAUUUUCAAAUUCAAAAUCGAUUUCUCGAUCUGAAUACUGAGCAGUGUUUAACGUAACCGAGUUGGCUACCUCACCACCACCCAUAAAAAAAGAAAUCGAUUCUCGUCGAUUAGGGCCGUUUCUUUUAAUAUCGAUAUGGAGCAGAUCCGGAUUGACACCGAUGAUUAUCACCAGGAGGAGGAGGAGGAGGUUCCUAUGAUCGUUGAGGAUCAAGAUUCCGGAUCGGGUCGCCCCGAAUCGAAUCCUUCCGGUUCCGAUUCCGACUCCGGUGAGCAGAACGAUGAAGAUUCGGAGUCCGAUUGCGAGAGCGAUGCCGCUGAAUCGAAUUUUACUAAUGAAUUUGGGGUUUUCACAGGAAAUGGGAUGAUGUUCAGAGUGAAUGAUGUGAGUGAGGAGUACGAGAGUAUUGCCAAGAGCUUUGCGGUGGGUAUGGGACCGGCGGCAGGAGUUACGGAGGUUGUGGCGGUGCACAAGAAAUCGAUUUCUGGGCUGACCGGCCGGGCCAGGUUCGAAACGUUUCGGGUUUUUUCGGAGGCGGUGGGGAAGAAAUGCGACGGAAACGCGAACAUUAAGUAUGCUUGGUACAGCGGAUCGAGGGAUGAGAUUGUGGAGAUAAUGGAUCAUGGAUUUAAUAGUCGUAAUGCGGAUGAGUGUGGGCGGAUUCAGUUGAUUCCGGCUAAGUUUGCUUUGGAUGGGGCGUUGGGCUUGGAGGUUGGUGAUGAUGGGCUCAGGCAUAUGCUGCUGUGCCGGGUUAUAUUGGGGAAGAUGGAAGUGGUGCCUAGCGGUUCUCAACAAGGUGUUCCUGGCUCGAAUGAGUUUGAUUCUGGUGUGGAUAGUGUUGUCAAUCCUAGAAAGUAUUUUGUGUGGAGUUCAUUCAUGAACUCGCAUAUUCUUCCUGCUUAUGUUGUGAGCUUCAAGGGUCCUGCUAGCUUCAAGGGUUCUGUGAAGACUACUACUACUAAGGCGGCGAGUAUUGCUAGUGCUAUUACUCAGGGGAGUGCUGGCUACAAGAGAGCAGGGCUUGGACGUGUUACUCUUCCUGCUCUGGUGGCCGGGCUCACGAGGUUCUUGACUCCCCAAGAAAUGAAGAUUAUUGUCAGAUUGCUGGACGAAUUCAAGGCAAAGAAGAUUACAGGAGAGGAGCUGAAGCAAAAAGCGAGACUCAUAGCCGGUGACAAGUUGAUUUCAGCCUUGAAAUUGAUGUCAUCGACUGUUAAGGGGAGUGGUACUCUUGGUGGAAUGCAGCUGGAGAAUGGAUCAGUACGAGAUAUCUAUCUCCCUGGUCUGAUAACCGUGCUUGCAGGGUUGCUGCCUGCUCCGAAGACGGCCAUGCUUAGUAAAAGCCUCGGCGAUUUCAGGGAUAAGAAGAUAACUCGAAGUCAGCUGGCUCGAUGUGUGAGAAUCAUUGUUGGCAAUGACAGUGUGUUGGUUUCAGCAAUCAACUCUUACAGAAUCAGUAAGCAGCAGCAGCAAGACAAGUCACCUGUGUGAAGAUGAUGAGUUACAAGCCUCUAACCAACAUCCCUUUUAGUUUUGGUUACAUGCCUAGUCCUGGAUGCACGCAUGUAAUCUGAUCGAAGUGAAGGACCUAUUCCUUCUUUUAUCUUGCACUUAUAAUCCUGAUCUUGUAAUAGGAUCAGUAUUACUUUUAAUUUAUAAUAAGUUAUAAUUUAUAUCAAAAAUAUGUAAUUUAUAUCUGAUCUUGUAAUAAGGAUCAGUAUUACUUUUAAUUUAUAAUAAGUUAUAAUUUAUAUCAAAAAUAUGUAAUUUAUAUCUGAUCUUGUAAUAAGGAUCAGUAUUACUUUUAAUUUAUAAUAAGUUAUAAUUUAUAUCAAAAACACUGUUAUAGUAUUGAGUUUUUUUUUGAAA
Messenger RNA from Rosa rugosa (rugosa rose), 1974 nucleotides. Its product is annotated as probable inactive poly [ADP-ribose] polymerase SRO2. The record is from RefSeq and is a predicted model, not a curated record. Bases 241 to 1596 code for a protein of 451 amino acids. NCBI's taxonomy places the organism in Eukaryota, Viridiplantae, Streptophyta, Magnoliopsida, Rosales, Rosaceae. Gene Ontology annotation, molecular function: NAD+ poly-ADP-ribosyltransferase activity. The transcript has a single exon.